AUAACUUGAAGAAAUAUGUUGAUCGACAUCCAUUGCGUGUGGAGGAGAAAGAAGUCAAGGAUGAUCGGAACGGGAGCAAACUUAAUUGGCGCAAUCGUGAUAAACUCUUGUUUGAUAAUGGGGGAAGUGGAUACAGACGAACGAAAUGUAUUUAUUGUGAUUCCCGUGAGCAUUCUGCUGUAAAGUGUACAAAGGUUUUGAGUGUGGCUGAUCGUCGGGGCAUAAUGAGGCAAUUAAUAGAAAGCUUGCUUCAAAUGUGUAUUACCAGGACAUCCUGCAUCAACAUGCCGUGCGCGAGGGUGGCACAAGUGUGGGAGAAGCACCAUACCUCAAUAUGCCGACAACAGGAAAAAUCGUGACUGGAUGUCUGGAUGGUAUGAACAACAGCCUAAUGGAAAAGAGUAUGAGUAGUACCCUUCAAAACACUUCAGCAAUUCACCCAACCUUACUCGCAAAUGUCGAAGGCAAACAAGUGCGUCUCAUGAUUGAUACAGGAGAGAGCAGUUCGUAUAUCUGUACUGAUGUUAUUACCAA
Molecule: messenger RNA, 534 nt
Organism: Paramuricea clavata
Lineage: Eukaryota; Metazoa; Cnidaria; Anthozoa; Malacalcyonacea; Plexauridae
Source: the annotation of a GenBank genome assembly